Molecule: messenger RNA, 2599 nt
Organism: Drosophila takahashii
Lineage: Eukaryota; Metazoa; Arthropoda; Insecta; Diptera; Drosophilidae
Gene: grp
Product: serine/threonine-protein kinase grp
Biological process (GO): DNA damage checkpoint signaling; protein phosphorylation
Cellular component (GO): cytoplasm
Molecular function (GO): ATP binding; protein serine/threonine kinase activity
Source: RefSeq, a predicted model, not a curated record
GGCGGCAGUUGGACUUCAACUCUCAGACAGGACGAAGCGCCUGCCACAGGAUAAACCGACAGCGAAAGAAUUCAAACACCAAACCACGCCGCAUCGUGAUAGUAAAUUAAUAGUAGUACAACUACUACUGCAGUAGUAGGCGGCGCUUUUCAAUCGAACCGAACAGGAGGAUGAUGGCGUGGCAAGGAGAGAAACGAGAGGAGGGGGAGUGCAAGGACUACGAGGCUGUUUCAUUAAAAUUGGGAUACAGACAAAACGCGGCUCGCAGGACACCGGAUACGUCUGUGUGCGUUUGUGUGCCGCAUCCAUUCAGGAGGCAACAAAGAAAAGGGACGGAAGACAUUUUUCAGUGGUGACUUUCUCGACAAAAUCCAAAAAAAAAGGACAAAACGGUUCGGUUCUUAUUCGGUUUCUCGGCUUUCGGUUUCGGGGUAGUUCCUCAAUCUCCUAGAAGCAGAACAAGAUGAUGAACCUGAAGAAGAAGCCGACAAAAAAACCGCUUUGCAAAAGUUCGGCGCUCUUUUGCUCUAAGUCGACAAAAAAGAAGCAGAGAACAACAUAAAAAUAUAUGCACGAGGUGGCGAAAGCUAAGCGAGAAUUCGGCGGCAGAUGACAAGGACAACGCCACGCACAUGGCGGCAAGGCUACAACACGGAUACAGGAUACGGCCAACCGGAUAUUAAACUAUCAACACUAGCCAGCACAGCAAAACAACAAAACUGAGGCAUAACUAUUAGCGUGGACUUCUGUGGACCCUGUUGGGAGAAAAAAACAGAAAAACAGGACACCAUGGCGGCAACGGCUACGGAAACGGGAACAGGUCCUGCGGCCACCAGGGAGUUUGUCGAGGGUUGGACUUUAGCCCAAACUCUGGGCGAAGGAGCCUACGGCGAGGUGAAGCUGCUAAUCAACCGGCAGACUGGCGAGGCUGUGGCCAUGAAAAUGGUGGAUCUGAAGAAGCAUCCGGAUGCGGCGAACUCGGUGCGCAAGGAGGUCUGCAUACAGAAGAUGCUCCAGGAUACGCAUAUCCUGCGCUUUUUCGGUAAGCGCUCGCAGGGCACCGUGGAGUACAUUUUCCUGGAAUAUGCCGCCGGCGGAGAGCUAUUCGAUCGAAUCGAGCCCGAUGUGGGAAUGCCGCAGCAUGAAGCCCAGAGAUAUUUCACACAGCUCCUGUCCGGACUCAACUAUCUGCAUCAGCGUGGGAUCGCCCAUCGGGAUCUGAAGCCGGAAAAUCUGCUGCUGGACGAACACGACAACGUGAAGAUAUCCGACUUUGGCAUGGCCACCAUGUUUAGGUGCAAGGGCAAGGAGCGACUGCUGGACAAACGGUGCGGCACCUUGCCGUAUGUGGCCCCGGAGGUCCUCCAAAAGGCCUAUCACGCCCAGCCGGCGGAUCUGUGGUCCUGUGGCGUUAUUCUGGUCACUAUGCUGGCGGGGGAACUGCCCUGGGAUCAGCCGUCCAUUAACUGCACGGAGUUUAUCAACUGGAAGGAUAACGAUCACUGGCAGCUGCAGACUCCUUGGAGCAAGCUGGACACCUUGGCCAUUUCCCUGCUCCGCAAGCUUUUGUCCACCAGUCCUGGGACGCGAUUAACCCUGGAGAAGACCCUGGAUCACAAAUGGUGCAACAUGCAGUUUGCAGACAAUGAUCGUUCCUAUGACCUGGUGGACUCGGCGGCUGCCCUGGAGAUUUGUUCGCCGAAGGCCAAGCGGCAGCGUCUGCAGUCGAGUGCCCACUUGAGCAAUGGCCUGGAAGACUCCAUCUCGCGCAACUAUUGCUCCCAGCCCAUGCCCACGAUGCGCAGCGAUGAUGACUUCAAUGUGCGGCUGGGCAGUGGUCGCUCCAAGGAAGACGAUCGCCUGGCCUUCGCCCAGGAGGCACGACCCAGUUACUCCUUCUCACAGCCAGCCCUGCUGGACGAUCUCCUGUUGGCCACGCAAAUGAACCAAACGCAGAGCAGCGCCUCGCAGAACUAUUUCCAGCGUUUGGUGCGGCGGAUGACGCGAUUCUUUGUGACCACGCGGUGGGACGACACCAUCAAGCGAUUGGUGGGAACCAUCGAGCGACUGGGUGGCUAUACGUGCAAAGUCGGGGACGAUGGCGUGGUCACCGUUUCCACCGUCGAUCGGAAUAAGCUGCGACUGGUCUUCAAGGCGCACAUCAUCGAGAUGGAUGGCAAGAUUCUGGUGGACUUCCGGCUGUCCAAGGGCUGUGGCCUGGAGUUCAAGCGACGCUUCAUCAAGAUCAAGAAUGCGCUGGAGGAUAUUGUGCUCAAAGGACCCACCACCUGGCCCAUUGCGAUUGCUACCAAUUCGGUGCCUUAGCUAAUAGUAUAUUUCGAUCUUAAGCAAACCUCUCUUAAAUUUGUUUACCACUACAUUUACUCAUGCAUCACCUUCUUCGAUCAGAUUUAUCUAAACUUCUCAAUGUGCUAACUUAUUCCUAAUUCAUUGCAUUAUUUACGAUUACGUUAUGUAUUGUUAAGAGGGCUCUCCCAUGAUUUUAAUUUUGUUGAAUCUUAAAGCGAAGGCCGGGUAUUGAAAGUUAGUUAGUUUAAAGCGUUAUGAAACAAUAAAUCGAAUACGAUUUGGAUUGAAA